This is a messenger RNA of Camellia sinensis, 681 nucleotides long. The record is from RefSeq and is a predicted model, not a curated record. NCBI's taxonomy places the organism in Eukaryota, Viridiplantae, Streptophyta, Magnoliopsida, Ericales, Theaceae.
UCAACAACCAGAGAAAUUUGAAGGAAACUAAAUUGCAAGGUAUCUCGGAGGAGAAUGAGGGGCUGCAUAUGAAGCUUGAGAAGAGCUUACCAAGCCAGAGAGAAUAUGAACUGGAAAAGGAACUGAAGAAAUCAAAAGACAACAUUGAACAUUUGAAGGCGAAUUUGAUGGAUAAGGAAACGGAAUUGCAAAAUAUAUCAGAGGAAAAUGAGAUGUUGAAGUCGGAAAUGAAGGGAAGAGAAAUGGGGAAAGUGAACGCUGAGGUUGUUGCUGAAAUAGAGGCAGCAAGGGCUGCAGAGCAGGAAGCGAAUAUGAAGCUUGGAUAUAUGACAGAGGAAGCAGAUAAGAAUAAUAGGAGGGCUGUGAGGGUGGCUGAGCAGUUGGAGGCAGUCCAGGCGGCCAGUUGUGAAAUGGAGGCAGAGUUAAGGAGGCUAAAAGUGCAAUCUGACCAGUGGAGGAAGGCUGCAGAGGCAGCUGCAGCAAUGCUUUCAACAGGUAACAAUGGGAAGUUUAUGGAAAGAACAGGAUCAUUGGACAGCAGCUACAAUCCUGCAACGGGGAAGAUUGGUUCCCCUGAUUCUGACGACGUUGUUGAUGAUUUUAUGAAGAAGAAAAAUGGGAAUGUGCUGAGGAAGAUUGGGGUUUUGUGGAAGAAGCCGCAGAAAUAGAAUCAUGAGAAAG